This is a messenger RNA of Cervus elaphus (red deer), 2056 nucleotides long. Its product is annotated as ferritin light chain-like. Gene Ontology annotation, cellular component: cytoplasm. Gene Ontology annotation, molecular function: ferric iron binding; ferrous iron binding. The transcript has a single exon. Gene Ontology annotation, biological process: iron ion transport; intracellular iron ion homeostasis. The record is from RefSeq and is a predicted model, not a curated record. Bases 1428 to 1889 code for a protein of 153 amino acids. Lineage: Eukaryota; Metazoa; Chordata; Mammalia; Artiodactyla; Cervidae.
UUUGAGCAAGCUCCGGGAGUUGGUGAUGGACAAGGAAGCCUGGCGUGCUGCAGUCCAUGGGGUUGCAAAGAGUCAGACACAACUGAGUGAGUGAACUGAACUGAUAACAUUUAUAUAGGUACUUGAAGAAAACCUUUAAUAUAAAUGAACUAAAUCCUUUCACUGAUCCCUUUAAAUUUGGUUUGUUUGGGGAAGAGAGGUAGGUAGUUGCACACUGCUAUUUGUAAACUAGCUUUUUUUUUUUUGGUCACAGCAUGCAGCAUCCUAGUUUCCUGACCAGGGAUCAAACCCCUGUUGCCUAUGUUGGGAUCUUGGAGUCUUAACCACUGGACCACCAGGAAGUCCUGAGAAUAGUCAUAUUUAAUUUCCAUGCCUUCUUGCCAAUUCAUCACAGUCCAUUUGUAGUCGUUUUUUGUAUGUCCUGGUAGAGAAUGUUUGUUCCUUCAGGCUCACCAGCAAAAUCAGUUGUUCAGAACUAUUCCUAAGAGUUUGGAGAGAAGAAAGAAUCUUUUUUGUUUGGAUUAUCAAAGUGGUGCUACUUUUGAUUUUACAGUAUGACUAUGGCACAUUAUUACUAAUUGAAUAAUCAUGUCCCCUCUGGGAUACCUUGGAAUAUGUGCCUGUAAGAUAAGUCUGCACAGUUGUUGGAGGCAGCAGGUCAUUAAGAGAGAACAGGCCUCACUAAUGUAGUUCUAUUACUUGUAUUAUUAAGUGGAUCACAUUUAAAUCUAGAAUGAAAAGCUUUCCUAGCUCAACUGCAUUUUAUACAAUAACAUUGCUCCUACAUCAUUGGUAUUAAACUUAUUUGAUCUAUGUACAUUCCAGUUGGUGCAAGAAAUAGUCUAGCAUUGAGUUAACUUAUUGGCAUUACAAGUGUUCUCUGCAGCUGAUUGCUUCUCAUUUGGAGUAAAUUAGUCUUUGUGACCCAGUGGCUUUUAUUUUCACUGCUGUGGGAGUUAUGACUCUUGGCUUCUUGUUUUGUUCCUUUGUUUCAUUAAAAAGUACAUAUAUGUAAAUACAUAAAAGCCAUGCAUAAAUGCAAAUGUAUAUACCAUACUUUUAAUACCAUUAAUACCAUGGUUUUCUUUAAUAAUCUGUUCACAAAGUACCUGGUCUCACUGUAGUGAGGGGAAGUAGGGGAAAUUUAAAAUUUUACGACCUGGAAGUGUGCUUGUCGGCCCCGCAGAUCUGUCUCUUGGUUCAACAGUGCUUGGACGGAACAGACCCAGGGAUGCCCCUUGUUCCAGCCUCCAACUACCCUCCAACCCUUUUUCCAGUCGCAACUUCUGGAAUCAGUCACUCAGCAGUCUGCAAUCACCGGGACCAGCCCCCAUUUUUUAAUUCCUUAUUACCGACCAAUCAUGAGCUCCCAGAUUCGUUAGAAUUAGUCUACUGAAGUGGAGGCCGCCAUCAACCACCUGGUUAACAUGCAGUUGCGGGCCUCCUACACCUACCUCUCUCUGGGCUUCUAUUUCGACCGCGACGAUGUGGCUCUGGAGGGUGUGGGUCACUUUUUUCGUGAAUUGGCCAAGGAGAAGUGCGAGGGCAUGGAGUGUCUCUUGAAACUGCAAAACCAGCGUGGCGGCCGCGCCCUCUUCCUGGACAUGCAGAAGCCAUCUCAAAAUGAGUGGGGUAAAACCCAGGACUCUAUGGAAGCCACCCUUGUUGUAGAGAAGAACCUGAAUCAAGCCCUGUUGGAUCUGCAUGACCUGGCUUCUGCCCAUGGAGACUCCCACAUCUGUGAUUUCCUGGAGAACCACUUCCUAGAUGAGGAAGUGAAACUCAUUAAGAAGAUGGGUGACCAUCUGACCAACCUCCGCAGGCUGGCUGGUCCCCAGGCUGGGUUGGGCGAGUUUCUCUUCCAGAGGCUCACCCCCAAGCACAACUAGCCAAGUUAUUCAGACUCUGUGCUGACAACAACCAGUGUCCUUUGAAGAACCCGCCUAACAUCAGGGCUGCCUGAAGCCCCUCUCUGCAGCCACUAGGCACCUUUUAACAUGCUGGAGUCCUCUCUCAAGCCUUGGACCAAAUGGAAACAAUAAAGCCUUUUGCAGCA